GACUCUCUACCAUUUUAUUCUCUCUCAUUUUUUUUCCCCUAAUUCUCCUUUCAUUCUUCGUUUUCUCUCACCCAUUCAAAUUCUACAUUUCGAUCGAUUUCACACCUUGAAAGAUUUCCAAUUCCAAUCAUGGUCGUCAGAUGAUAGGCUUUGCAAAUAUCUGUGUUCUAAGAUGGGUUCUUGAUUUGAUGGGUGUUAUUGAGCUUGGAAACUACUAGCUAUCCUAGAUUUUUGUUUGGUGAUUCAUUUGUUGGGGAAUGGUUCGUAUGGAGCACCUUCCGGUGGAGGUCAUAGGUAACAUACUGUCGCGGCUUAGAGCUGCCCGGGAUGUGGUGAUUGCAUCUGCGACGUGCAAGAAAUGGAGAGAGGCUUGGCGAAACCACCUCCACACUCUAUCUUUCAAUUCCAACGAUUGGCCUGUCUAUCAUGAUCUCACGACAAGUAGGUUGGAGAUUCUGAUAACCCAGACCAUAUUCCAAACGACUGGUUUGCAGUGUUUAUCGAUUUUUAUGGAUGAUGUUGAUGAGUUCUCAGCUGCCCCAGUGAUUGCUUGGCUCAUGUAUACUCGGGACACCUUGCGGCAAUUGCAUUAUAAUGUGCGGACAACACCAAAUGUUAAUAUCAUUGAGAAAUGUAGUCGUCAGAAGCUUGAAGUGUUGGCCUUGGCUCAUAAUUCUGUAACAGGUGUUGAACCAAGUUAUCAGAAGUUUCUGUGCUUGAAGUCACUUUCCUUGAGUUAUGUCUGCAUCUCAGCUUUGGAUUUGAGCCUUUUACUCACUGCAUGUCCAAGACUUACCAGUUUGUCUCUUAUUAAUCCUGAUAUAGCCAUGUCAGAUGCACAGGCAACAAUGGAACUUACCAGUGCCUCAUUGAAAGAUAUAUAUGUUGAAGCAGUCAGUUUAGAUAAGUUCAUAUUGGAGGCGGAUACCCUUGAGAAUCUGCACUUGAAAGAUUGUACAUUGGAGCUUUUUGAGCUUCUUGGUAAGGGGUCAUUGAAGGUUUUGAAGAUUGAUGAUGUUAGUGUGCUCCAUCUCGAUAUUGGUGAAAACACAGAGAAUCUUCAGAUUGUGGAUGUCAGCAGCUUCACAAUCAUGUGGCCAAAGUUCUAUAACAUGAUCUCUAAGUCAUCAAACUUAAAGAGGCUUCGACUAUGGGGUGUAGUGUUUGAUGAUGAGGAUGAGGUUGUGGAUUUGGAGAAUGUUUCUGUUUGCUUCCCACUGUUGAGCCACCUAUCCUUGAGUUAUGAUUUAAGAGAUGUUUGUGGCUUGCAGGGGACAUCUCGUUUGGAGAAUGUGGUUGUUUUAGAACUUGGAUGGACUAUAAUCAGUGAGCUCUUCUCUGAAUGGGUAGCAGGACUUAUAGAGAGAUGCCCUAAAUUGAGAAAGUUGGUCAUCUAUGGGGUUGUUUCAGAAGCCAAAUCCCAGGAAGAGUGCCAAACUUUGGCAAACUUCACCUCUGCCAUUGUCCGGCUGAUGAGAAAAUAUAUGCAUGUGGAGAUUCAGUUUGAAUAUGAAUAGAAGUCCUGGUCUUCCAUUUGGCUUUCUGGUUUUCGUUCAGCAUGAUCUGUACAACAAGGUACAUGGCACGUUAUGAUGAUUCAUCACUCUCAUAUUAAGGGUGCCUCCUAUUUACUAAAAUGCUGAGCAGAUGUAACCUUAAAGAUUGUUUAAAAAAUAGGCUUGUACGUGUUUCAGAAUAUUCAAAGGGGAUUUUCAAUGAUUGUUUUCUGCUAGUUUUUGUUUGUACUUGUUUCAGAAAUGGGAUUUUCAUAUUGGAGAUUGUUUUCUACUUUCUGUGCUUUGUUUUGAA
Messenger RNA from Fragaria vesca subsp. vesca, 1809 nucleotides. RefSeq names its product F-box/LRR-repeat protein At1g67190-like. Gene Ontology annotation, molecular function: protein binding. NCBI's taxonomy places the organism in Eukaryota, Viridiplantae, Streptophyta, Magnoliopsida, Rosales, Rosaceae. The record is from RefSeq and is a predicted model, not a curated record. The transcript has 2 exons. Bases 258 to 1517 code for a protein of 419 amino acids.